AUCCGAAAGUCCAGAUUGUGACAAUAUCUUUACUUAUCAAUUCCGUCUCCAAUUGACGGAAAUUUGAACAUAAUAACAGGACCUUAACAACAACAACAACAGUGCAUGAGUUAAGAGAUACGCAUAAACAAUACAUUCAAUUGGGCGCAAAGCAAGCAGAACAAAAGGAACAAUCAUGCAUUCCUCAGUGGUGCGCAUUCAAAAUGUCUUUGGAUUCUUCACAACAGUGGCAUUUGUCGUCGCGGCCUUGAUCGCAUGUACAGAUCUCAUUUCACCAAGGACACCUAGUGCUAAAGUUGAAGUUAAGGAUGUUCAAGUGUAUGUUCCCCAAUUUACAAAUCCCUUCUAUCCUUCCACAUUCCCGCUCCAGAUUUCCAUCCAACUUCAACUAACCCUCUCUUCCCCAGUGUAAAAGGACGUCCACACUAUUACUCUACGAAAAAAGAAGAAUACGCACAUAUUCGUUUCUCCCUCGACGCAGAUUUCUCCUCCCUCUUCAAUUGGAAUACUAAACAACUAUUCGUCUACGUAUCAGCAUCAUGGCCUUCCAAUUCUUCAGAACCGACAAUUUUAGAUAAUGAAGCUGUUAUUUGGGAUACGAUUAUUACGAAUCCAAGCGCAGAUCAUUUGCAAAAUAUUGGGCCGGCGGCAAUGAAGAAAUUGGUCAAGAGUUCUAAAGGAAAGAGUAUUGAUCCUUCGAGGUUGGUUUACCAUUUUUUGUCACUCUUCCUUCUUUUGUUCUCCCCAAAAAGUGUUCAUAGGUAUAAUAUACUAACUUGCAAUCCCUCAGAGGUAUCCUCAAACUCAAAAAUCAAAAAGCCAAAUACCAAAUUACCCAACCGAGUGGGAAACUCGCAUCAGCACAAGGAGUAGUGUUGAAGGUCCAUUAUAAUGUGCAGCCUUGGGUUGGAGCGCUUACUUGGACUCCACAGAUAGAGUUUUUCAAAUGGAGGAUGGUUAAGGGAGGUGUGAGUAAGGUAUUUGGAUUACCCGCGCUGAAGGAAAAGAAAAAGACCACGGAGGAGACGACUAGGAAAGCUGAGAAGAGGGUUUAGGUGUUGGGAGUACAAGGAUGUGGAUAGAUAAUGGUUGUUUUGGGUGGUUAUAAGUGAUAUCUUUGAGGGGUGGGUUUAUGCAUCACAUCACUAUAGAAUUGAACUGCAAGAAUGCAUAUUCAAAAAUAUACCAUGUUGGGUUUCAGCAAUGAUAUAAUAU
Molecule: messenger RNA, 1215 nt
Organism: Sclerotinia trifoliorum
Lineage: Eukaryota; Fungi; Ascomycota; Leotiomycetes; Helotiales; Sclerotiniaceae
Source: the annotation of a GenBank genome assembly